Molecule: messenger RNA, 1009 nt
Organism: Lactuca saligna
Lineage: Eukaryota; Viridiplantae; Streptophyta; Magnoliopsida; Asterales; Asteraceae
Source: the annotation of a GenBank genome assembly
AUGGCAAGUACUCGGAGCACAACGAGAAGAUUAAUUGACUCACAAUCCAAAAGUUUUGGUGGACCUCAGAUCUGUUGGGAUAAAGGAAUUCCCAUAAAUUUAAUUCUCAACGGUGUCAGAAUUCAUAGAUUUCAAGGUGGCACGGGGUCACUGUCCACAGAAAAGGAGCAAGCUAGCUUAAUGUCAUUCUCUUUUGUAUUCUUUGCCGCCACUUCCUCGAUCGUCACCGUUGCAUCCUUAAUCGGUGUCACUUCUUCGAUCGACACCGCUUCCUCGAUCACCGCCUCUUCCUCGAUAGUCGCCACUUCCUCGAUCGUCACCGCUGCAUCCUCAAUCAGUGUCGCUUCUUUGAUUGGCGCCGCUUCCUCGAUCACCGCCGCUUCCUCGAUAGCCACCACUUCCUUGAUCGUCGCCGAUGCAUCCUCAAACUCACGGUUAGGGGCUUAAUAAGUCACUGAUUGAAAAUAGUGCAAUCACCCUGGGUAGACUUGCAUUGGUUUUUCCUGAGCUUGUAUCACCUCACAUGGAGCAUUUCAUGCAAGCAUGGUGUAUUGCUUUAGCCAUGAUGAUAUUGAAAAGGAGGAUGCUUUUUGAGGUCUAUGUGCAAUGGUGAAAGUGAACCCAUCAUGGGCUUUAAGUUCACUUGUUUUCUUAUGUAGAGCCAUUGCUAGUUGGCAUGAAAUUAGAAGCGAGGAGCUAUACAAUGAUGUUUUGUAGGUGCUCCUUGGUUAUAAACAGAAUGGAGCAUGGGAGCAGUGUAUGUCAACUUUGGAACCACCUGUAAAAGAGAGGCUCUCAAAAUAUAAAGUAUAGUUGUGAGUUAAGUUGGUUGGGUUGGGUUUUUUAAAGUAUGACAUAACAAUUUAUUCAAGCUAUCAUGUUUUUGUUUUUUAUUUUUAUAUGCAUGUUUUAACUUUUGUUCAUUACUUUAUGUUUAGCAUGUAGUUCGACAUAUUUGAUAUUUACCUAUAUAUUCAAUUCAAAAAGUUAAAAAGAUAUUGAUGAAAAA